AUGGCCGAGAGCCCCUUGACUUCCACCACCCAGGUCUCCUCCGUCCGCCGUUGGAUCAGGCCCAAAUCGAGAUAUGUUGAUCCUCUCCUCAAAGCACUCCUCCUCACCGUUCAGAUCUGCGAACUGACCCUUCGAACGAUGGUGAGGCUCCGACCAAACUCGCCGAUCGAACGGAGUAAAGCUGUCUGGGAGUUCACUUGUCAGGUGUUACUGGAAGUAAGGCCUACGCAAUUACGACAAUUGAAUUCUGAUGUAACGUCGCAGUGUUGGUGUUGGCCUACUAGUGGUUUGGUGAAAAUUAAUUCAGAUGGUGCUCACCAUAGGGCGUUGGGUGUGGUUUCAUGCGGGGUCUUAUUCAGGAUAGCGAUGGCCGGUGGAUUCUCGGUUUUGCCAAGGUCUUUGUUGUGCCAAGGAUGGUGGAUUCACCCAAGUCAUUAUGUUGACAGCUUAGAGGCUUUGAAGGAGGUGUCGGAUUCAAAGGUGAAUUUGAGUAGGUUAUUGGUGGCUCACCAUAUUGCGAAGCUCUUGGAAGGAGAGUGGACUGUGCGGUUUAAACAUGUUCCUCGGCAUGGAAAUAGAGUUGCUGAUUGUUUGGAUAAGAUGGUGGAUUGGUGGCAUUAUGACUGCGUUGUUUUGUUGGAACCUCCCCUGGAAGUUCGACCUUUGUUGGAUGAUGAUUUAGCUGCUCCUGUUUCGGCCUAG
This is a messenger RNA of Hibiscus syriacus, 702 nucleotides long. RefSeq lists its product as uncharacterized. The transcript is spliced from 3 exons. Bases 1 to 702 code for a protein of 233 amino acids. The record is from RefSeq and is a predicted model, not a curated record. Gene Ontology annotation, molecular function: nucleic acid binding; RNA-DNA hybrid ribonuclease activity. NCBI's taxonomy places the organism in Eukaryota, Viridiplantae, Streptophyta, Magnoliopsida, Malvales, Malvaceae.